GUCGAUAGGGGCGCAACUUUAGCAAACGCUCCUAUGGGUUGUAUUUCAGGGAAGUGACAAAUGACCUAUAUGGUCGUAUUGGUUGGAGAACAUGUUGGUAGUUAUAUAAGGCUUUCAUUGGCAGAUUAGAUUUAUGUAUUUCCCCGGCCUCGAAAUCAGGCACAUAAAUGUCAGGAAACACGAUUCCUGGCUGCAUGUCAGUAUCCAUGGGUUAGGUUUCUUUGACAUGUUAUAACUUUCAAGCCCAAGGUUUAGUGUAAUCGUUUGUUUUACUGAUGUUUUCGCAGUUAUCCCCAUUUAAUCCAGUCAUGCAGCAGGUUCUUUUGCCACUAAGUCCAGCUGAGGGAGUGUGUUCCGGCAGGAAAGUGGCGUCAAUGCAUACCCUCUAUUACAGCAUGUUUGGAACUUGAGCAUUGUUUGUUUUUAAAUUUGGUCAUGGUAAAACCAAAGCGGAACUAUGUCUAAAAAUAUUUGCAUAGUAAUUGUAUGUGAAAACAAAAAAAAAUAUUCACUUCUGUUUUCCUUGAAUUACAGAUUGUGCUGCUCUAGCUCUCAAGAUGAAUGUCGUUCUGUUCAUGAAUUUUCUGUUCAUAACGAAUGAACUUGUGCUGGUAUCUUCAGAACUUGUAUAUGCAGAAUUGCCCAGCAGAAUAAAGGCACUGAGUGGCUCUUGUGUGCAGAUACCUUGCAGAUUUAAUGGGACAGUGAUCAAUUUGAUGAACACAGACACUGUAUUUGGCUUCUGGAUGAAGAAGUACCAAUCUUUUCUCAAUCCAGGGAGUUUGGUAGUUUUUAAUGGAAGUUCAAACAUAAUCACAGGAUUCAGUCAUAUAGAGAUACUUGGAAAUCUUAGUCAGCAUGAAUGUACCACUGUUUUCUAUGAUGUGAUGAAGAAUCAUUCAGACAACUACUACUUCAGGGUGGAAACAAAUACGGGUCAGAAAUACACAUAUCAGAAUCCCAUCUACAUUUCUGUCUCGGAUUCACCACAACCUCUCAUCCUUAAACCCACUGAUCUGAAAGAAGUGAUGGAGGAAACAACAGUCAAUCUGAACUGCUCUGCUCAAGCCCCCUGCCCCAAACAACCUCCUACAAUAUCCUGGUCCAACAUCCCUGAAUCUGCCCACAUUACAACACAGUUACAGGAGAAACCUGAUAAAACGGUGUUUUCACACAUGACCUUCAAAGCUUCAUACAUGGACCACAGAAGGAACAUCUCCUGCACUGCUACAUAUCCAAGAAAAACAUCUAAUGACUCAACUGUGGAGACCACCGUGAUGCUACGAGUCCUGUUUCCUCCAAAAGAAACUCACAUCACCAUCGAUUCAUCUGCUUCAGUCUCUGUUGGCACUAAUGUGACUUUGACCUGCAAAAGCAAAGCCAGUCCAUCAAAUAACAUGAACUACACCUGGUACAAACGUGGAAAGGAUUAAAGAAUUAGCUGGAUUUUGGAGAACAACUGACCUUUACUGUAAAUAGGAAGAGUGGAAGCUGGUACUUCUGCACAGCAAAGAAUGAACAUGGUAAUCAGAAGUCAGAAGAAAUCCAGCUUAUUGUGGCAGUAGAAUUAUUGGUGCCUUUGAUCGCAGGCUGUGUAGGAGGAAUUUCAGCUUUACUCUUGUUAUUUCUUCUGGCAACACUUUUAAAAAGGGUGCAAAAGGCAAAAGCAUCCAGUGAAUCCAUUGUUAGAGAAACUGAUCAGGGUCGUGUACAGAUCGAUUGCAUUUAUGAAAAUGAUUUCAUGAAAAGAAAGUAAUAAUGAAAGAGGCUGUAACGAGAAUCACAUGAUCCAUAUGAAGCGAUUGACUUUUCCACCAACUGCACCAUUUGAAAUGCCAAAGACUGUCAACUAUUACUCUACAUCAGAAUUAUAUGAUUUAACAGAAAAUGUCAUCUGCUUGGAUAAUAUAGAUGUGUUGUAAACAAUAUAACAACUGUGUCUUUUGUCUCUGGUUAGAAAACAAGUAACACUUUACAGUAAGGUCCCAUUAGUUAAGAUUAGUUAACUAACAAUGAUCAAGAUAGGUGCAUUGUUAAAUGCCCGGGUUUCAUAGUUGUGUAUGUUGUGAUGUUUUAUAUUAAUUGUGUGUUUGUGAUGUUGAAUGUUGCAUAAAUUGCUCUGUGAAGGGACAAAUAAAGA
This is a messenger RNA of Megalobrama amblycephala (Wuchang bream), 2140 nucleotides long. RefSeq names its product sialoadhesin-like. Lineage: Eukaryota; Metazoa; Chordata; Actinopteri; Cypriniformes; Xenocyprididae. The transcript has 8 exons. The record is from RefSeq and is a predicted model, not a curated record. Bases 558 to 1433 code for a protein of 291 amino acids.